Molecule: messenger RNA, 2657 nt
Organism: Alligator mississippiensis (American alligator)
Lineage: Eukaryota; Metazoa; Chordata; Crocodylia; Alligatoridae
Gene: RAPGEF3
Product: Rap guanine nucleotide exchange factor 3
Exons: 24
Coding region: 87-2351 (754 amino acids)
Biological process (GO): Ras protein signal transduction; positive regulation of GTPase activity
Cellular component (GO): plasma membrane
Molecular function (GO): guanyl-nucleotide exchange factor activity
Source: RefSeq, a predicted model, not a curated record
GCUGCUCCGCCCCGGCUUCUCCAUGCAGAUGCGGAGCCAGGCGAUCGGGGUCUGCCAGGUGCUGGUGGACGGAGGGGUCCUGACGCAUGGAGUGGCAUUUCCAGGACAAGGACACCCAGUUCUACCGCUUUGCCGAGCUGGACCUGAGUCCAGAGCCCAGUGCUGGCGUCAGGGACCCCGAGGAACUGCUGGAGGCACUGGCCUUCCUGGCCCAGCUGGGCCCCGACGCACUGCUCACCAUGGCUCUGCGAAAGCCCCCUGCACAGCGCACGGAGGAUGAGCUGGAGUUGAUAUUUGAGGAGCUGCUGCACAUCAAGGCUGUGGCUUAUCUGUCCAGCUCGGUGAAACGGGAACUGGCAUCUGUGGUGCUGUUUGAGUCGCACGCCCGGGCGGGCACUGUGCUGUUCAGCCAAGGGGACAAAGGCACCUCCUGGUACAUCCUCUGGAAGGGCUCCGUGAACGUUGUCACCCAUGGCAAGGGCCUGGUGACCACGCUACACGAGGGCGACGACUUCGGGCAGCUGGCACUGGUGAACGACGCGCCCCGAGCUGCCACCAUCAUCCUGCGUGAGGACAGCUGCCACUUCCUGCGCGUGGACAAGCAUGACUUCAACCGCAUCCUCAAGGAUGUGGAGGCCAACACCAUUCGCCUGAAGGAGCACGGGAAAGUGGUGCUGGUGCUGGAGAAGAAUAGUGGCCUCGGUGGCCACGUGGCAGUUGCAGGGAGCAGUAGGUACUCGGUGAUGGCGGGGACUCCGGAGAAGAUCCUGGAGCACCUGCUGGAGGCCAUGAGGCUGGAUGCCACCUUCUACGACCCCAUGGAUACGCUGCUGGGGGAUUUCCUGCUGACCUACAGCCUGUUCAUGCCCAUGGCCCAGCUCUGCAGAGCUCUGCUCCACCACUUCCAGGCAGAGCCGUCGGAGGGCUCGGAGCAGGAGAAGGCUACCUAUGCCCUCAGCAAGCGCCAGAAGAUCCUGAGGCUGGUCGGCCAGUGGGGGCUGUUAUAUGGGCGUCUGCUCCAAGCCGAGCCCAGUGCCAGGGCCCUGCUGCAGAGCCUCUCGGAGGCUGUGAGCCAGGACCCCCGCCUCUGCGGUCUGCUUUGGGACCAGCUGCAGGACCGGCGGAGGCAUCGAGCGCUGGAGAAUGGCAGUGGGAACAUGUCUCCGCAGAUCAAGGUGCGGAGCCCGGGGCAUUGGUUUGCCAGCCACGAGGAGGCUACGCUGGGCUGCAGCUCUGCCAUCAUGGCUGGGGACAGAGUGCCCUACGACAUCUACAGGCCGGACCACUCCUGCCUGACUGUGAUGCUGCCUGUGAAUGCCUCCGCACGUGAUGUGCUCGUGUCCCUGGCCCCUCGGCUCAGCCAGGACGGGGACCUUGUGCUGGUGAAGGUUAACUCAGCCGGGGAGCGCGUGGGGCUGCCGAUGGAUGCCAUAGGCGUGUACACGUCCCUGGGGCUCAAUGAGCGGCUCUUCGUUGUGAAUGUCCAAGAGCUUGGCAGCCUGACCCCUCACCCCGAGCAGCUCGGGCCCACCGCUGGCUCCUGGGAGACCCUGGAGCUCCUCAGCUCCAAGGACCUGGCCAGCCAGCUGACAGAUCACGACUGGACUCUCUUCAGCAGCGUCCACCAGGUGGAGCUGCUCUACCACGUCUUGGGACCCCAGAAGUUCCCCGGAGCCACCACAGCAAACCUAGAGCGCAUCAUGCGGCGCUUCAACGAGCUGCAGUACUGGGUGUCCACGGAGCUGUGCCUGUGCGGGGACGUGGCCCGGCGGGCCCAGCUCCUCCGCAAGUUUAUCAAGCUGGCGGCACACCUCAAGGAGCAGAAGAACCUGAAUUCCUUCUUCGCUGUGAUGUUUGGACUGAGCAACACGGCCGUGAGCCGCCUGGCCAAGACCUGGGAGAGGCUGCCCCACAAGGUCCGGAAGCUGCAUGCGGUGCUGGAGCGGAUGCUGGACCCGUCGUGGAACCACCGCGUCUACAGGCUGGCCGUCGCCAAGCUGAGCCCCCCCAUCUUCCCCUUCCUUCCCCUUCUCCUGAAAGACCUGACCUUCAUCCAUGAGGGCAACCGCACGCUGUCAGAGAACCUCAUCAACUUCGAGAAGAUGCGCAUGAUGGCCAAAGCUGUACGCAUCCUGCAUCGCUGCCGGAGCCACUUCCACACUCCCGUCUCCCCGCUGCGGAGUCGCUCCCCACACCGGCUGGAGGACCCCAAGGCCCUGCGUGCCUCCACCUGCUCUGAGCAGUCGCUGAGUAUCCGGAGCCCGACCUCUGCCAGCGUCUACCUCCAGCACCUGAGGGUGAUUGACAACCAGAAGGAGCUGCUGCGGCUGUCUCGAGACCUCGAGUCCUGACGGGCUGGAGGGACCCGGGGCGGCGUGGGAAGGCCAGACGGCAAUCUCAGGGCGACGCGCUUCUCUGCUUUCCAGCACGGGGACAGCACCGACUGCCCCCGGGGCAGGAGGGAGCCACACUGGCCCACAGGCCACAUGCCCAACCUGGCACGGUGACUGCACCUGGAUGCCAGGGCCCGGGGCCCCGAACCAGGGAAGCUGCUGGCAUGGACAGACAGGGGCAGGCAAGGCCACGGCCGUUUGGACAAGCAGUGACACAGCCCCCGAUGGGAGCACUGCAAGCAAUAGAAGUAUUUUUGUAUGGGA